AUGUCUUCCGAUGAGUUCGAUAACCUACCGGACGACUUUGCCGACCUUCAGAACGUGGAUUGGGUUCAGAUUCUGGCGGGGCCACCCAAUACAGCCAACACGCAACCCGUCCAAGCUAGCCCGACACAUCGAAUAGAAUCGCCAGCUACACUCUCCGGGUCUAGCACUACUACGACGUCUUCCUCGUCCUACUUCUCCGACGAUGACGAUAUGGACUCGUCAUUCCUCGCGGAGCUCGAUCGGGUUGAAGAACAAGUCAUACAAGGCACUCGUCAGCCAGGUGGUGGUGUGGUGAACCUACGGACUGCGGAACGAACAGCGAGAGAUGGGUAUGGUGUUGGGACCUCGUCCGCUGGCCCGGCCUAUGGCUUGCUUGUGCCACAAAACCUAUCAAAUCGCACGUCUGAAGUGGUCACCUCUCGUCAUUUCGCGGUUGCAGAUAGCUCUUCAGCUCCCCAAAGUCUCAAUGGAGUCGGUUCAGUUUCCAAAAGAAACGUAGAAGAAACGUCAAACGUACCAUCUAAGAGGCUGCGCCCAAACGAACCUACCGACCCAGUAUCGCCGAAGAGGAAGGGGAAGAUGAAGGCUAGCGAUGAUAUUCAAGGAAUGCUGUCCACGUAUGAGGAUGACCUGACUUGUCCGAUAUGUUGCGACAUUUUUGUUUUCGCUCAUGUAGGGAACCCUUGCGGCCAUACCGUCUGCGGAGAGUGCGGAUGGCUUUGGCAUGUCGAAAACAAAAACAAAGGAUGUCCAUACUGUAGAAGACCACUGGAAGUCAACCAUCCGAUGAUACCAAAUAUCGCCAUGGAUAACGUCGUAGAUAAGCAUGUGCAAGCUUUGGCAGCGAGUGGCGCUCAGGAAUGGGAGCCAGGUGGCCGGAAGUAUAAGGAAUGGGCUGACAGACGACAGGCAUGGAAAGAUAGCGCAGCGAAAAGAGAGCGUCACAGAGCAGCGCGUAUAGCACAGAAGAGGCCACGGUCAUAUGCAAUCCAGGUGCUCAACCCGUUCGGCCCACCGAUCGAGUGGGUUGAUAACGUCGAAGAAGACCCAACAUACGAAGAGGACAGCGAUGUAGAGCUCAUUCCGAGACCGAUGCGGAGGGCGUUGCGACGACGUGCACGCAACCCUGGAGGAGUGAAUAUCAUCGACAUUGGAUGA
Molecule: messenger RNA, 1158 nt
Organism: Cyclocybe aegerita
Lineage: Eukaryota; Fungi; Basidiomycota; Agaricomycetes; Agaricales; Hemipholiotaceae
Source: the annotation of a GenBank genome assembly